Molecule: messenger RNA, 459 nt
Organism: Penicillium daleae
Lineage: Eukaryota; Fungi; Ascomycota; Eurotiomycetes; Eurotiales; Aspergillaceae
Exons: 1
Coding region: 1-459 (152 amino acids)
Source: RefSeq, a predicted model, not a curated record
AUGUACGGAAUAUGGAAUGCCAUCCUAGCCCUGCAGUUUCCUGUUGCCCAGGGAUACAUAAUCCGUCCCCAAGACCGGCAUACCUCCCAGAGUGGCGAACAGGGCUUUUCAGAUCUUCACGUCUUCCAAUAUCGCAACAAUGCCACUAACGCCGACAAAUUCCUCAUUGUGCAAUGCAAAAGGGCUGGCACCGAAACCCAGAACGCUGUUUGGGAGCAAGCCGUUGAUCAAUUGAGUCGGUACUUGAGCGCCACACACGGUAAACGUCGGCCCGCAGCUCGGACUCCUGUCUAUGGAAUAGCUGCUGUUGGCCGGUAUGUGCGCGUGUACAAGUACAACGAUGUCAACCAGAUGGUUCUUAACUGGGUACCAAAAGGUAUGCGUUGGAAAAUGUGGAAUUUGAAGGAUCAUCCUCAGCAAAUCCAGCGAAUUCUGGAUCACAUACUCAAUAACCACUAG